This is a messenger RNA of Ochotona princeps (American pika), 1277 nucleotides long. Its product is annotated as NAD-dependent protein deacetylase sirtuin-3, mitochondrial. Gene Ontology annotation, molecular function: NAD+ binding; histone deacetylase activity, NAD-dependent. The coding region runs from base 88 to 1044 and encodes 318 amino acids. The record is from RefSeq and is a predicted model, not a curated record. Lineage: Eukaryota; Metazoa; Chordata; Mammalia; Lagomorpha; Ochotonidae. The transcript is spliced from 7 exons.
GCGUAAUCAGAACCUCGCCAGAGCACGUGAUCCCGAAGGUCGCCCAGGACACGUGAUCCCAAAGGUCGCCCAGGGCAGCGGAGGAAGAUGGCGCUCUGGGGCCGGUGUGCUGUGGCUGCGCGCAGGCUGUGGGGCCUGGGAGGUGGUGGAAAGCUCCCACCUCUGGUCAAUGCAUCAGCAAUCUCUGGGAGCCCAAGAAGUUCUGGGAAGUUCUCCUUGCAGGAUGUGGCUGGACUGAUUCGCUCUGGAGCCUGCCAGCGUGUGGUGGUCAUGGUGGGCGCUGGCAUCAGCACCCCCAGUGGCAUCCCCGAUUUCAGGUCUUCAGGCAGCGGCCUCUACAGUAACCUCCAGAAGUACAACCUGCCCUACCCUGAGGCCAUUUUUGAACUCGAGUUCUUCUUUCAUAACCCCAAGCCCUUCUUCAUGUUGGCCAAGGAGCUGUACCCAGGGAAGUACAGGCCCAAUGUCGCCCACUACUUCCUCCGCCUGCUGCAUGACAAGGGGCUGCUUCUGCGGCUGUACACGCAGAACAUUGACGGGCUUGAGAGGGCUUCCGGCAUCCCAUCCUCUAAGCUGGUGGAAGCCCAUGGGACAUUCGCCUCUGCCACAUGCACUGUGUGUCGGCGCAGCUUCCCCGGUGAGAACUUCAGGGUUGACGUGAUGGCAGGCAGGGUCCCCUGCUGCCCGGUCUGCACAGGCGUGGUGAAGCCUGACAUUGUGUUCUUCGGGGAGCCGCUGCCCCACAGGUUCUUCUUGCAUGUGGUGGACUUUCCCAUGGCGGACCUGCUGCUCAUCCUGGGGACCUCACUGGAGGUGGAGCCAUUUGCUAGCCUGUCUGAGGCUGUACGGAACUCGGUGCCCCGAGUGCUCAUCAACUGGAGCCUGGUGGGGUCCUUGGCCUCUCAUCCACGCAGCAGGGAUGUGGCCCAGCUUGGGGACGUGGUGCAUGGUGUGGAGGAGCUGGUGGAUCUUCUGGGUUGGACACAGGACAUGCGGGACCUUGUGCAGCAGGAAACAAGAAAGCUGGAUGGAUUGGACAAAUAGGACGUGGGCGACUCACAGGAAGCCGUGAGGACUGGAGCAGACAUUGGCCAGACAAGCGCAUGUGGUCCCUUCUGCUGAGUCGCCUGGAGCUCUGUGCUGACCACCAGUGUGGGAGCUUCGUCCUGGUGGUAGAUAGAGCUGAGCCAGGGACCGAGUGGCUCUUGGUCCUAGGGGUCUGGAUCUCCUUAUUGGCCUCCCUGUAAGUUACAUGCUUUGUGAAUCAGACAGUAAAC